ACCGCACAGUUGUUCUUAAACCCUCCUCCUUCUCUUCCAUUUCGAAAACCUUAUCUUUUGAGAACGAAGGUUAAAGGAACCACACCAGCCAUGUCUGCAACAUCUGCCUCAUCUCUUAUUCUCCCAUCGCUCAAACCCAAAGUUCUAUCUUUAUCCGACUCAACUCCCAAUUCACUUUCCCUCUUCUCCCUUUCUCCAACCCCCCAUGCAAAGCCUCUCUUUUGUUCUGCUCUUCCAAGUUUCCAGCUUUUAACCAAAAAGUCCUCUUUUUCUUCCAGGUUCCUUACAAACGUUGCCGUUUCUUCUGAGUAUGACCAGGAAGAGGACUUAUUUGGCAGCGAUGAUGAAGAAAGGUCUCCUACUUUCUCCCCUGACUUGAAACUUUUUGUGGGUAAUCUUCCUUUUACUGUGGAUAGUGCUCAGCUUGCGGGUUUAUUUGAAAACGCCGGAAACGUUGAGAUGGUUGAGGUGAUUUACGACAAGGUAACUAGGAGAAGUAGGGGAUUUGGAUUUGUAACCAUGUCCACAAUCGAGGAAGUCGAAGCUGCUACUCAACAGUUCAAUGGCUAUGAAUUGGAAGGGAGAGCAUUGAGGGUAAACUCAGGACCUCCUCCUCCUCGUAGGGAAGAAUUUUCUCCUAGGGGAGCAAGAGGUGGUCCUUCGAUGGGAGCAAGGGGUGGUCCUUCUAUGGGAGCAAGAGGUGGUCCUCCUAUGGGAGCUUCAAAUCGUGUCUAUGUUGGUAACCUUUCAUGGGGUGUUGAUGAUAUAGCACUCGAGACCUUGUUCAGUGAGCAAGGCAGGGUUGUGGAAGCAAAAGUCGUUUAUGACAGGGAAAGCGGUAGAUCAAGGGGUUUUGGCUUUGUAACUUACAGUUCUGCCGAUGAGGUCAACAGUGCCAUUAAAUCCUUGAAUGGUUGUGAUUUGGAUGGAAGACCAAUUCGGGUCACUGUAGCAGAGUCUAGGCCAAGGCGCCAAUUUUGAGUGCGGAUAUUUCCUACUGAUGCUGCUAAAAUUCUUUGGGGACGCCUAAGAUAUGCAGCCGGAAGCUGGCAACUGCAGUCUUUUCCUGUUCGUGGGAUUCUGCUCGGCUGCAUUUGGACGUUAUGGUUGAUCUGGCUGCUUUUUACACUAGGAAAAGCUGAUAAUAUCCAUUUAAAUGUUUUUAUUGUAUGUUUCAAGUAUCUUAUGAUUGGGUGACUGACAAUGUAGCCUAAUGUUUCGCCUCAUUGGAUAUAGUUGCUUCAAAUUAUUGACAUGUUUGGCUCCCUUGUACAACCUUGUGGUGGAAGAAGGCCUUUUUAUGUUUGUUGCA
Gossypium raimondii (Peruvian cotton) is the source of this 1312-nucleotide messenger RNA. Its product is annotated as RNA-binding protein CP29B, chloroplastic. The transcript is spliced from 5 exons. The coding region runs from base 91 to 981 and encodes 296 amino acids. Gene Ontology annotation, molecular function: mRNA binding. Gene Ontology annotation, cellular component: cytosol. The record is from RefSeq and is a predicted model, not a curated record. NCBI's taxonomy places the organism in Eukaryota, Viridiplantae, Streptophyta, Magnoliopsida, Malvales, Malvaceae.